GUUUCAAGAUCACAUAAAUACUCCGCGUACAAACCUUCUAUGGCCUUAUUUGUGCUUUCGGAUCCAGUACUUUUUGCCGAAGGCCUACACAAUGCAGAUCAUUCAGCAGAUUUUAGUAGCGCUUUACAUUCUGAUAGCGCCAGCCUCGUCUCACUCUUUGAGUCGAACUAUACGCCAGGAUGAUGUAGUAGCGGUUAAUAGUUCCGAAACGCUGAUAAAUACUACAAGUAAUCUUACAGAACCGGAUACAGCUUUCGAAUCGUCCUUCAAUGAUACGAGUAAUGUUACAGAAACGGUUAUCACUUCCGAAUUGCCGAUUGCUAGUUCCGAACCGCUGAUAAACACUACCAGUAAUCUUACAGAACCAGAUACAGCUUUCGAAUCGUCCUUCAACGCUACGAGUAAUGUUUCAGAAACGGUUAUCACUUCCGAAUUGCCGAUUGCUAGUUCCGAACCGCUGAUAAACACUACAAGUAAUCUUACAGAACCAGAUACAGCUUUCGAAACAUCAUUCAACACUACGAGUAAUGUUACAGAAGAAAUGGUUGUUACUUCUGAAUUGCCGAUUGCUACUCCACAAAGCUCUGUUGCGUUCUGCAUCACUUGUCAAAAUAACAACGGGUCAUGCGUAGGAGGAAGUUGUGUUUGUAAUUCAGGGCACACUUUAGUUAUAGACGCCGCUAACAAUACCUGUAGAGUCAUUACUGAUGAAGAAGCCCAAGACCAACUGUGCCAAGACUGCCACGUGAGUGAAAAUGGAAGGUGUAUAUAUUCAGAAGUUGGAGUUGAUUAUUUCAGGUGUGAGUGCAAAAUCGGCUUUACCGGUGCAGAAUGUACGGAAAGAAUAUGUGAUGAUCCAUUCGCAGGUAUUCGGUUCGACACCGACGAUUGCGGGCAAUACAUGGUGUCCAACGAUGGUGUUCUUUUCAAUUGCGCUCCCCCUGAAUCCGUUGCUCGUUGUACGAAGAUCGAGUUCAAAGACGAAGGCAUCAAAAUCGAAUCCCUGGAACCAACUGUUUUUAAUGAACUAAGCGAAUUGACUCAUGUGGAUCUCGCAUAUCAUCAGCUUGUGGCCCUGCCAGAUGAUGUUUUUCAAAACAACUUGAAACUUCAACGCGUAAAUUUGGCCAGCAACAAAAUAGAAACACUCUCAGACAGAGUGUUUUCGCGAAACCUUGGCAUAGAGAGCCUGUUGCUUAACAGAAACAACAUCAGAUCGCUUGGUCCGAAUCUCUUCAGAAGUACUCGGUCAAUGAUUUUUCUGGAUAUGGAUCACAACCCGCUGCUGUCUAUCCCGAGCGGAUUGUUCUCCAGCAGCGAAAAACUGGCAUACUUGAAGAUGAACGAUAUGAGCAUUUCACAUCUCGAAAAUAACGUUUUCCGGUCAUGUGUCAAUCUUUUGAAGCUAGAGAUGCGUAGCAACAAUUUGACUGCUCUGCCAUCGGAUCUUUUCGCAAGAAAUGCUAAAUUGGAAACACUAAACCUUGAGCACAACAGCAUUACCACGUUACCGGAUGGCUUCUUGGCGCCGACAGCGAUGAUUGUUGUCGAUUUGACGAAUAACUCCAUCAGUCAUCUAUCAGAAUCCAGUUUCGACGCAACUACACUAAAUGAAGUGGUACUGAGCCAGAACGCUCUGGAAAGCCUGCCGAAUAAUAUAUUCCGAAAACUACCGAACAUGAGUAUACUUAGUCUAGCCGAGAACGCUAUACGAAAUAUUCAAGAUGAGUUGUUCUUUUCAACGGUGAAACUCCAAAUCCUGGACCUCUCAUACAACAAUUUGACGGCGCUUACUAAGAAUAUAUUUUCGUCGCUGCCAAAUUUGAAAGUUUUGAAGGUAGAAGGGAAUAGAAUCAAAUCGUUCGAGACUGAUACCUUUGCCAAUAAUGAGGUGCUGACAAAUCUUACCCUUCAGCAAAAUGAGAUCGAUUGGAUUCCUCCUUAUGCGUUUUCAAAAAAUCCGGAUCUAUCACUUUUAAACUUGCGUAGCAAUCAAUUGACGCAAGUAAUAACCAACGACUUCAUGAAUAAUGGAGCUCUCAAGUUUCUUAAUCUGAGGGACAAUAAGAUCGACAUGCUGCCCGUCAAUGCUUUUUCACAGGUUACUCAGCUACAAAUUCUGGACCUGAGCCACAAUGAAUUGACCACUAUACGAAAUGGGACCUUCAACUCCAACCCUGAACUAGAAUAUGUAUAUCUAAACGACAACGAGCUACAGGAUCUACCGGAGGAUCUUUUCAACACGAACGAGAAAUUGAGAGUCCGCUACAUAUACAACAACCCUGGUUUUAAGCACUGUACGGUACCAGGGGUAGCAGAAGAACCCGAUUCGGAAAACGAUUUCGUUGAUUUGGAGAACGAGGUGCCAAGACUCGGUUGUCCACUUACAGACCCAGCAGCGAGUUGAACAAGCAAAAGACUUGAUAUAUAUACCAUCGAUAGUUAAGGAUAUAUACAUACAUAUAUUUAUUUACAUACACAUACACACAUAUAUAUAUAUAUAUAUAUAUAUAAUGGGCGUCGUAUCAAUUGUGAAGGCGUAAUAUAAUCAUUCAUUAAAAAGUGAAGGUGGCUAGACGGCAAGUAGACAAUCAGAUUUUACUACUGUGUUUCCGUGUUUCACUCUCGGACGACAGUCGUGCGUUAAGUCCGGCAGACCCCUUAACCGUUCUCUCUAUCGCAUUGUGCAACAAUCAAAGUACCCUUCACCCUUGACGAACAUGUAUACACCAGUCUGAACCGGCGAGUCGCGUAUGACACUUAUAGUGAGUAUCGAGGUAACUAUAGACCUUUAAGUAUCUUGCUAAAUAAAAAAUUAUAUAUGGAUAUACAUACAUACAUAUUAACCUACUAAAUGAAUUAAAAG
Messenger RNA from Sphaeroforma arctica JP610, 2866 nucleotides. RefSeq lists its product as hypothetical. Bases 92 to 2407 code for a protein of 771 amino acids. Gene Ontology annotation, molecular function: protein binding. NCBI's taxonomy places the organism in Eukaryota, Ichthyosporea, Ichthyophonida. The record is from RefSeq and is a predicted model, not a curated record. Gene Ontology annotation, cellular component: plasma membrane. The transcript has 13 exons.